Messenger RNA from Guillardia theta CCMP2712, 699 nucleotides. RefSeq lists its product as hypothetical. NCBI's taxonomy places the organism in Eukaryota, Cryptophyceae, Pyrenomonadales, Geminigeraceae. The record is from RefSeq and is a predicted model, not a curated record. The transcript is spliced from 2 exons. Bases 1 to 699 code for a protein of 232 amino acids.
AUGUUCAGCGCAAAGGAACUCUCAACGACCAAGACGGCUUCAUCAAGAAAGCUUGCCGAGACUCUUUCUCGUGCUGGUCUGCUACAAACUCCUUGCGCUGUACGCAAUCCCGACUACCUCGGGAAAAGAAACAUGCCAGACGUCGAGGAAGACAAGUCGGCGGUUUGUGUCUCGAAUACCAGGGCAGAGUUCGCAACAGAUGCGUCGGAGCAGCAGGCUGGCUGCGAUCAAGCUGAGAGCAUCCAGGGCGGAAGAGCUAACCUGAGACCACACGCCAUGUCCGAGGGCUGGAUCAACGAAGAUGAAGAUCCAGCAAGCUUCUCAUUCCAGAACAACGAGGACACAGCGAGUGAUGCAGAUUAUCAACCUCAGAUACGUUCCUCCUCAGCUCUUGUUGCACGCCGAAUCGAAAAGUCUCUCAAGAAGGACAACUCAGGAUCCGAUUCGAGCGAAGAGGAGGAAGAUAAGGAUGAAGAUGUCGCAUUUCUUUCAGUCAUCUCCAAACUCAAUGAAAUUUCGCCGACAAGUUUUAAUGUCAAACUGUACAGGAAGAAGAAGUCUGUUCUAAGAAUAUUCCAAAAGGGAUCUGAUGACAGUGAGGAUGAAACAAAAGACAUGAAACAAUUGUCCAACAGUGUAGUGCAAGUUGCAUACCAAAGUAGACUAAACAAAAUACACGGAGCACAAGAUAAUAGGUAA